This is a messenger RNA of Trichosporon asahii var. asahii CBS 2479, 474 nucleotides long. RefSeq lists its product as uncharacterized. The record is from RefSeq and is a predicted model, not a curated record. The coding region runs from base 1 to 474 and encodes 157 amino acids. Lineage: Eukaryota; Fungi; Basidiomycota; Tremellomycetes; Trichosporonales; Trichosporonaceae. The transcript has a single exon.
AUGCCUACCGACGCCAUGGCCCGCCCUUCUGCUCUCACCCUCGGCCCCAACUCGUCCUUUGCCUCUCCCGGCUUUGGUGGCCGUUCGCUUCGCUCCCCCCUCGACCGCCCUCGCACCUCGCCGCUUCGCUCCUCGAGCCUGCGCUCCGAGAUCUCCUCCGACUCUGACGCCGAGGAGGAGGACCAGUCGGCCACUUCGUCCACCUCGUCGAAUGACUCCAAUGACUCUGCCGAGUCCGAGGACCGCCGUCCCUUUGCGCUGCCGCAGCGCACGCCUCGUGUCCGCUUCAGCCCCAUGACGCCCGCCAACCCCUCGGCGAACAAGAGCCAGCCUCUCGCGCGUGCUCUCCUCAACCGCGCGCUGACGCCGAACAACGCGCAGCCCAAGAAGACGACCAAGAUCAUCGUCCCCACCAAGACGAUCCGGACGACGUUCGAGCUUGGCCUCACGUCCAACGAGCUUGCGCGCAAGUAA